Patiria miniata (bat star) is the source of this 4104-nucleotide messenger RNA. RefSeq lists its product as uncharacterized. Gene Ontology annotation, molecular function: protein binding; calcium ion binding. Gene Ontology annotation, cellular component: protein-containing complex; plasma membrane. The transcript has 13 exons. The record is from RefSeq and is a predicted model, not a curated record. Bases 321 to 3293 code for a protein of 990 amino acids. Lineage: Eukaryota; Metazoa; Echinodermata; Asteroidea; Valvatida; Asterinidae. Gene Ontology annotation, biological process: establishment or maintenance of epithelial cell apical/basal polarity; heterophilic cell-cell adhesion.
CGUUAUUCAGAUUGACCCCUGUGCUCGAUCGAGGUUGACAGUCUUUGGCAUGAUUCUUGCUCCACGGAUCACUUCGUUGCUCUAUCUGUGCCGAGUUUUCUUUCUCUCACCAACCAUUUGACGAAUAGUUCGCCUAGCCCGGAGGGACGAAAUUUAGUCGGGGUCACUUCAAGACCUGAAAAGAAUUCUCGUUGCUAGCUAGGGCAGCUAGUGACGGAGCUGAUGUAGAGAGAUUGGUUGCUUGGUGCUAACUAUCAUCGCGUUCAAGUUCAGAGGGAUUGUUUCAAGGAUAGUUCGGGAGUCUUAGUUUUAGAAGAACGAUGGAGGAACCCAUUCAGUUGACAACAUUUGGCAAACCGAAGCUUAACAACGCAAGCACGGAGGCUACGCCUAAUGGUAUCGAUACCGCAGCGCCGAAUACCAAAGUGGACACGGUAUCGAAUAACAACCUUGUCGUUCAGCCAAAGGAUGCUUCGGGUUGCGCUGGGGAAACCAAGGAAUGCAAUAGUGUGAUACAUGAAACAGCCAUCGAUAUACCCGAGCCUCCCCCGCCUCCGCCUAUUCAGUCGUCGGCUUUCGACCAGCCUCAAAGUACUAGUACUGUUGGUACGGAGGCGACGGCUGACAUUAUCGAUACCGACACUCCGAUUUCGAAAGACGCAGAAUCGAUUAGUGCCGGUACCGCCGAAAAGGAACAAGCAGUCGCUCCUGUUGCUGCUGCUAAUGGGAGCCCUGGGAACGAGGAAAGCAAUAGUGUGGCACCAGAGAAAGAGCUGUCCUCGACCCCAACUAAGUUUUCUACUUUUAGUCCGCCUCUAUCGGUAAUUGCCGAAACUCACGAAACAACACCAGAUGUGCAAGGCGCCAACAAAGACGAGACGCCGAAACCAGCCGAAGAGCCGAAGGGCGCCCUCGGCACUUCGGCAACGCAACAGCCACUAGCGCCCUCAACUGGCGACACCGCAACCACCACGAGUCUUUCAAAAGAAGCCGAGGCGAGGCCGGGCGCCGACCAGAGUAAGAGUUCACCGGAGCCAGACGAUCCAGCGGGGCUUCAAAAUGUCGCUUCGGUGGCAGUUCUUGAUAAAGGUCAACAAAGUAUUGAAAUCGAACUGGGGCCGGCUGCGGACGAGUUGGGUCCGGCACCAGUCGUUCUCAUGGACGAGGCGGUGGAAAGCAAUAGUCUGGACUCCGGCAUGAAGCUUGCGUCAUUCGACGCGGAGCUGGACACCAUGUUCGUGAAAGGCGAGGAAAACGAGCCUCAGAGGUGUAGCAGGACCCGGUUUGUGGUCCUGUGCAGCAUGGCUAUAGCUACGGUCAUGUUGCUCCUGGUUGCGGUGGGGUUGGUGCUACUCAUGACAUACGAGGAUAUCUCCAAGAUUCUAGGUGAAUCUGGAAAACCCACCAUCACUAUGCAAAGGGUGGUGAUGUUAGGAGAAGACAGAAUCAAGAACCUGCAAUUUUCUUCCUCGUACGAUGACCCAACAUCGGAGAGUUACAAGUCCCUUCAAAGACAAUUCAUAAACUCGAUAGAUGAAGCCUUUAAAAGAAGUCCUUACAGUGGAGUAUAUAGAUCAACCAGCGUUUCUAAAUUCAGGAACGGCAGUGUUAUCGUAGUCUUCUCAGUCCUAUUGAAACCGAUGAAAACACCACGUCCUUCUGAAGAUCAAACGUCUGGGAGAAGAGUCUACGAGGAGGCAAAGAAGUUCCUCCGGAAGAAGCUUCGAUCAGUGAUGAUCGACGAAACAACUUACAACGUGUCUAAUAUCAAAUUGACACUGAUGUUUGGAUCUGAGUCGGUUACCGAAGAGCCCCCUACCACCAGACAGCCGCAGAUGUCGACGAUCCAAAUCUCGCCGAGUCAUGUGACCACGGCACGUGACCAGACCACAAUCACGACUGAUGGUUACCAGUCAACGGAGAUGAGCUCCACAGCUGAUCAGACGACAGCGAGUAUGAUGCCGGCAACCAGCGACCAGACAGGCACGACCAGAGCGUCUACCAGUGCAGCCCCACUGAGUACCAGUGAUGUGACAAAUACGUUUGCUAUGAAUCAGAUGACAACGUUAGUCACACGUGAAACGAUGACCACUGCGAACCCAACUACUGUUACCAGUGAACAAAGAACAGAUUCGAAUUCAACUGGUGUCAUGACAACCGAGAUUACGUUAUCGACAACGAUGAAUGGAACCACUCGUCGAAAACGAAGCACAAGGUUCACCGACAUGUCGACUACCCGUCUCGUCACAAAACAGUCGUCGAGUACCCUGCCCGUGUCACUCACGCCCAAGAUGACCGAUGACGUCACGGAGGGGUGUUUCCCGAAUCCAUACCAGACCUGCGUACUGUUGGGCUUGUCUCCGAACGUCACCCGAACGCCAAAUCGGUUCGGUCUCGGGCACAACACAUCUCAGAUUUGGAGUCAGUUCAACAACGAAGUCAUGGCAGGAAUGGUCCGUGAUUUUACGACAUGGCGGGUCAUCUGCAGCCUGUUAGCGCCCUCUUGCGACGGCAGUCUGAUAGGUCCCACCCUCCCGUGCAGAUCGGCUUGUCUUGCUCUCGUUGGCUCGCUCAGAGACACUGUUGAGACGAGGACGCUGGGGGCGCUGUGCAACGAGUCACUACCGGAGUCGGAGUCAGGAACGAUCUGCUUCAAGUUGCCCAAUCAGGAUCAAACUAACGCUCCUCCCAACGGAGGCCUGUGCAGCGCCCUCUCGUGUCAAAAUGGAGGAUCCUGCUUCGAAAUGAACAAUGGCGCUUACUGCCGCUGCCCUGAAGGUUUUGGCGGACGUCGCUGUGAUAUUGAUCCGUGCAGCCCGAACCCAUGCCAGAACGGAGCAAUGUGUCGUGGCCAUGCGGAGUUCAUCAUAUCGUACGUCUGCGGAUGCCAAGACGGUUACCAGGGGACACAUUGUGAGCUAAGUACUGCGGAGCCGCUACCUUCUUACACACCAAAACUGGACGUUCACGUACCGGUUGAGAUCGACGAGCCCGGAUGCCGUGACCUGCUGCCCUAUAACCAGUCUUUUUCCGACACCAAGGUGCCAGACUGGCGCGUGGUGGCGCCCCUGGCGUCCUGCAGCGACGAGGCCCGCCUGAUCUUCUGCGCGAUGGCCUACCCGGAGUUCGAACCCCGCCGCAGGAGGGCGCCUUGUAGCGCCCUGUGCGAGCGGGUGUUCGCCGAGUGCGACGCGUUCUUCACCGUGAUGGGGCGAGAUUUCCCGGGAAUUUGCGAGAGGUUGGGGACCAUCCCUACGGCAGUGGCAAACUUCUGCACUGGACCCCAUCCCUAAAAGUAAACAAAUGGUGCUAAGCGACAAUCGGUACUUAAUACUAAUCCUUUACUUUGGUUUAAAAAACAAAUGGAAAACUUGCAUUAAAAUUACAAUUCGCGACAACGGUUUUUAAAAAAAAAAGCAAUAUGGUUAAUCAAGCAACACAUUAAAUUAGAAUGUAAUAUUGACGUAAAGUUAUGAGCAUCGCCCCUUACUUAACCUUAACUGUGUUUACUUUGUAAUACUCAGUACCAAAGUCUUUAAGAGUUUUUACUUUCGUUCCAGAAAUAAGAAGUGUUUUUCAUAAGGUUUUGGCAAAAUUUUGUCGCCUUUUGUACAAAGUCUCAUUAACAACAGAUGCAUAUAUUCGGAACUUAAAGUCUGUAUAUUAUGAAAUACAUAUUGGUGUAUUGAUUGUCAAAUGACAUGAGUUGGAAUGAAUGACAACCCUUCAAAAUCAUUUAAAAAGGAAGAUGUUAAAUAUUUUCCAAAAUUUUCAUUUCGAUAUACAGACGAUAGAUAUUGCUUUUAUGAAUGUAACUUUCAGUCCAUAAAUUAUACAUUAAACGUUGGGCACACUGCACACAAAUUGAAUGUACUAAACAACGAAUUAACAUAACGACGAGAAAAAUGGCGGGAUCCUCUCCAUAUUUCAUGACAGCGCUACCAUGACAACCAAAGCCGGAGUAGGCUUCAUCUUCGCGCCUAAUUACAGAUGAUGUGAGAGCGCGGUCACCAUAUGGGUAAUCUCUGACGUCACUGUACCGCGCUUACUGACAUCCUCAUGUUUCACGGCGCUGCUAAGCAAACAAAUUGCUUAGCACGAAAA